AUGCACAUGUGGUUCACCAAGUUCUCCCGCGUCAAGUUCUCGCCCUCCCUCACGCUGUUUGGCGGGAAGCCCAUGGAGGGCUGGAUCGAGGUGACGGUCAGUGGGCUGGUCACCGUGUCCCUGCUGAAGCCCAGCGGGCAGGUGCUGACGUCCACCGAGAGCCUGUGCCGGCUGCGGGGCCGCGUGGCCCUGGCCGACAUUGCCUUCACGGGCGGCGGCAACAUCGUGGUGGCCACGGCGGACGGCAGCAGCGCGUCCCCUGUGCAGUUCUACAAGGUGUGCGUGAGCGUGGUCAGCGAGAAGUGCCGCAUCGACACUGAGAUCCUGCCCUCGCUCUUCAUGCGCUGCACCACGGACCUCAACCGCAAGGACAAGUUUCCCGCCAUCACCCACCUCAAGUUCCUAGCCCGGGACAUGUCGGAGCAGGUUCUCCUGUGCGCCUCCAGUCAGACGAGCAGCAUCGUGGAGUGCUGGUCCCUGCAGAAGGAGGGGCUCCCGGUGAACAACAUCUUCCAGCAGAUCUCCCCUGUGGUUGGUGAGAAGCAGCCCAUGAUUCUCAAAUGGCGGAUCCUGUUGGCCACCAAUGACCUGGAACGCGUGUCCACCGUGGCACUGCCCAAGCUGCCAAUCUCGCUCACCAACACGGACCUGAAGGUGGCCAACGACACCCAGUUCUUCCCCGGCCUCGGGCUGGCCCUGGCCUUCCACGACGGCAGCGUCCAUAUCGUGCACUGGCUCUCGCUGCAGUCCAUGGCCGUCUUCUACAGCUCGGCCGCCCCGCGCCCCUUGGACGAGCCCACCCUCAAGCGCCCGCGCACCACGGGGCCCGCCGUGCACUUCAAGGCCAUGCAGCUCUCCUGGACCUCCCUGGCCCUCGUGGGCAUUGACAAUCAUGGCAAGCUCAGUAUGCUGCGAAUCUCGCCUUCCAUGGGCCACGCACUGGACGUGAGCCUGGAGCUGCGGCACCUGCUCUUCCUGCUGGAGUAUUGCAUGGUGACGGGCUACAACUGGUGGGACAUCCUGUUACACGUGCAGCCUGGCAUGGUGCAGAGCCUGGUGGAGCGGCUGCACGAGGAGUACACGCGCCAGAACGCCGCACUGCAGCAGGUCCUGUCCACCCGCAUCCUGGCCAUGAAGGCCUCCCUGUGCAAGCUGUCACCCUGCACGGUGACGCGCGUGUGCGACUACCACGCCAAGCUCUUCCUCAUCGCCAUCAGCUCCAUGCUCAAGUCGCUGCUGCGCCCGCAUUUCCUCAACACGCCCGACAAGAGCCCCGGGGACCGCCUCACCGAGAUCUGCUCCAAGAUCACGGACGUCGACAUCGACAAGGUCAUGAUCAACCUGAAGACGGAGGAGUUCGUGCUGGACAUGAACACGCUGCAGGCGCUGCAGCAGCUGCUGCAGUGGGUGGGCGACAUCGUGCUCUACCUGCUGGCCAGCUUGCCCAAUCAGGGCUCCCCGCUGCAGCCUGGUCACAGCUUCCUGCGCGAUGGCACCUCGCUGGGCAUGUUGCGGGAGCUCAUGGUUGUCAUCCGCAUGUGGGGGCUCCUGAAGCCCAGCUGCCUGCCCGUGUACACAGCCACCUCUGACACUCAGGACAGCAUGUCCCUGCUCUUCCGCCUGCUCACCAAGCUCUGGAUCUGCUGCCGUGACGAGGGCCCCAGCAGCGAGCCCGAUGAAGCACUUCUGGAUGAGUGUUGCCUGUUGCCUAGCCAGCUGCUCAUCCCCAACCUGGACUGGCUGCCCGUCAGCGAUGGCCUGGUCAGCCGUCUGCAGCCCAAGCAGCCCCUGCGGCUGCAGUUUGGCCGGGCGCCCGCUCUGCCCCGCGGUGCGGCUGCCCUGCAGCUGGAAGGCCUGGUCAGGGCUCCGGGCCAGCCCAAGAUCGACCACCUGCGGCGGCUGCACCUGGGGGCUCACCCCACAGAGGAGUGCAAGGCGUGUACCAGGUGUGGCUGUGUCACCAUGCUCCACUCCCCCAACAAGGCGACGGCGGUCAAGCAGUGGGAACAGCGCUGGAUCAAGAACUGCCUGUGUGGGGGGCUGUGGCGGCGCCUGCCCCUCAGCUGCCCCUGACCCGGGCGCUGGGCGUGGCU
Sorex fumeus (smoky shrew) is the source of this 2093-nucleotide messenger RNA. RefSeq names its product mediator of RNA polymerase II transcription subunit 16-like. Gene Ontology annotation, biological process: positive regulation of DNA-templated transcription. Gene Ontology annotation, cellular component: mediator complex. The coding region runs from base 1 to 2073 and encodes 690 amino acids. Lineage: Eukaryota; Metazoa; Chordata; Mammalia; Eulipotyphla; Soricidae. The record is from RefSeq and is a predicted model, not a curated record. The transcript has a single exon.